CCACAUAUGCGGGUGGUGAUUAUCGGCGCAGGCCCGGCUGGCCUCGUCACGGCGAAAUCUCUUCUUGAAGCUGCUACGCCAGACUUUCCAUUUCAACCUGUGGUGUUGGAGCAAGAGUCUGAUAUUGGAGGGACCUUCCGGUUCCGCACAUAUGAAAAUGCAACGCUUGUGUCGUCGAAACAGCUCACGUCGUUCUCCGACUAUCGCUUACCGCUUGAGCACCCCGAUCAUCUCACAUUGGACAAUACGUCAACUACCUGCGCGGAUACUGCUCGCAUUUCAACCUCACAUCGCGGAUCCAGCUCGACUCCAAGGUAGUGCACGUCUCACGCAACCCGGCCGGCGGGCACGUUGUCUCGUACGUCACAAGGAGCCCAGCCGGUGCAUGGGACUACGAGGACAUCCACCACCUCGACGCGGCGUACGUCGCCGUCUGCACGGGCCUGCAUGUCAUCCCCUCGGUCCCUACGAUCCCUGGCAUCGAGCAUGUUUUGAAACAGCCGAAGGGUGAGCAGCAGCCCGACGCGCCGAAGCCGGCAGCGUACCACUCGGCAGACUACAAGUCCCGGAGCCAGCUUGCGGGACGCCGCGUUAUGAUCCUCGGGACGGGGGAGACGGGGAUGGAUCUGGCGUACGAAGCGGCGAAAGCGGGUGCGAAGGAGGUCGUGCUGUGUUCGCGCGGCGGGUUUCUGUCGUUCCCCAAAGCCCUGAAUGACUUUGAGAUCUUUGGGUAUCAAUUCAAGUCGGACAAAGCCUCGGUCCCCAUUGACUCCCUGAUUACGAAUUUGGGUGAAACAGCCUAUGUGCAUCCGUGGGUUGCUUCUGCGCAUAUUCGGUGGUUUGUAUCAGACUUCGUGAUCAAGCGUAUUCUAUGGUUCUUGACUGGCACGCAGGCAGGCUGCAACCAAUGGGGUAGGGGGCUGGAGCCUGAACGACUCGGACGGGCGUAUGUCUUCCUCAACAAGUCCCAUAAAGCCAUGCCCUAUAUCAAUCGGCCGUACCGGAACCGCCCGGCGAUCUUGGACUACAUGUCCCGUUACAUCGACCCGCCCGAGGACAUGCCCCCGCAGACAGAUUUUGCCGUCGAACUGGCACCGUUCCCAAGCCACUUCCUUCCCAAUGGGCGGGCCGUCUUCCCUCUGUCCAAGCGCAAAGACGCCAUCCGCAUGCAGACGAAAGACAUCCGCCCCGACUCGUCAUCUACGCUACCGGGUACCGGCAGGAGUUUUCGUUCCUGGACAAAGACGGCGGGUACGCGACUGCGGGCGAGGCUGAUGUGCGCAAUAUCGUGAAGAGCGGAGACGAGAGCGUGGCGUUCAUAGGAUUUGUACGGCCUGGGGUAGGCGCGAUCCCGCCCAUUGCCGAGAUGCAAAGUUUCUUUUGGAUCUCUCUCAUCAAGGGGCAGAUCAAGUUGCCGCUGCCGCCUCCCCACUACCAUCUUCUCGUGAAAGAGACCGCCCGAAUCAAGUACGGAGUAGACCACAGCUCGUACAUGAGUACAUUGGCGAAGGACAUUGGCGCUGCACCGGGAUUGCUGGAGCUCUGGUGGCAGCAUGGGACUCAUGUGCUUGUGUGCUACUGUUCGGAGCCGCGUUCACUACCUUCUACCGAUUGGUCGGCCCAUACCGUUCGCCACAGGCCGCGUCUAUCACGAAAACCGAGCUUUGGGAUACUGUCACUCGGAGAGGUAUUGCUGGGAACAUUAUCAUGGGCUUGAUUCCGAUGGUCUUCUAUCUGACACUGAACGCAUUUGCAUUCGCGUUGGAGAUGGUCUAACUCUGGGAGGAUUCAUUCGUUUCUAGUACAAUUGUUUCAUGCGAUAAGUUCUAGGGACUGCAGAAUCGAUUCUACUUCGCAGCGGGGUAGUCGGUGUACCCGAUCGCGUAGUCGAUGCCCUCGGCCCCGUACAGAUGCUGGAAGUCGGGCGCGUUGUCGAGCGGGAUCCCAGCCUUGAUACGGUGGCCGACAUCGGGGCACGUGACCUGUGCGAAUCCAAAGAACACGCCAGUGAUUCCACCACUCACAAGCUUCUCAGCCUCUUCCGGAGUAACACCGGCAUUGACCCAGAUCGGAGUUUUCUGCAAGAAAGGGCUGUAUGUGGCGACGAUGUCGUGCUGGGUAGCCCGUUUCUUGCCUGCCACGAAGAGAUGAGAGAAGAGCCAAGAAAGUGGUCGGUCAGUACUGACCAUCAUACUCGGGGUCUAGGGCCGCGCUGUAUCGAACGAGGGUGACGUAGGACAGCCCCAUGGUGUCGAUCGCCUUCAGAAGAUAGCUGUAGGUGUCGAUAGCAUCCUGCAGAGGCAUACCCAUGUCUGAAACCAGAACUCGUUGUCAGCUUUAGACUGACUGCCAGGAAAUACUUGCCAUUGUAGCCUCCAGCUGUGGAAUCAAAGUCAGCUUGAAAAACGCGCGGAUUGGGAAUGAUUGAAUCACCAGGGUUGAUCUUGAUCGAGACGUUCUCGCCAUAAACCUCAACAAGAGCCUUGAGAGCCUCCAACGCGAACCGGGUACGGUUCUCGACGCUGCCGCCCCAUUUGUCUGUGCGCUGAUUCGAGUGGGUUUCGAGGAACUGAGAUACAAGGUAGCCGUUUGCCCCGUGUACUGUCGGUCCUCGUCAGCAAGAUCUGCACUCAGCAUCGAUGGCCCAAGGGCUCACGUUCAACUCCAUCGAAUCCUGCCGCUUUGGCAUUGAUCGCGGCUUGCUUGAAUUGGGCGAUGAGGAUCGUGGGGUCAGGAACCUCGGUGGGCUUUCGGAAACGGAUAAGCGACAGAAUUCAUGCUAGCAGGCGACGCACCGUCACGUAGCCCGGGACACCGGGCAAAAGUCUGAACUUUCCUCCACGUGCAGAGAUGGCCGAAGGCGCCCAGACAGGCUACGAUAUAUGCGUUCAGAUCGCUGUAGAUGGCGUUGUCAGGACGAACCUCUCCAGCAGCCAAUUGCUCGGGGGCAUCAGGAUGGUUACCCGACCCACUAUCAUUCCGCUAAGCUGAGGUCCCGAGGGAGAUAGACCUUGCUACUCACAGUGCCACAAUUGACAGUAGAUCUUGGUACCCUCUGCAUGAACGGCAUCCACAAUCUUCUUCCAACCGUUGAUCUGCUCUUGGUUGAAGAUGCCAGGUGCAUUUGGCCAUUCGCUCCUGAAUGGGAUCAGUAAGAUGCGAGAUGCAUGCAUCUGAGCGGGGCCGCCGCACCCUUGACGCGAUAUGAGCGUUCCCUCAGUGACGAUAAGACCAGUUCCGCCCUUGGCGCGCUGAACAUAGUAUUCGAGCAUCACAGCGUUGGGGACGGUGUGAUCUGAGCGAUUGCGCGUCAGAGCGCUCAUUCCUGCCGCAACACUAGUCAGUCCAAGCCGUCCCGAACAUCGCGCAAUAGGGAACGCCCACCGAUCCUGUUAGGGAUGGUUACAGUUCCCAACUUGAAAGGUGUAAAGAGAGCCAUGGCGUGCUAAAGAUGGAUGGGAGAGUAGUGAGAGAGCACGUAUGAUUGCAGUAGCCUCUUAUAGGAUUGGAUGAGAUCAAUAACGGCUGUCCGACAGACCUGGGCAUCAGCAGAUGGGGCGUGGUGGCGAUCAGUGAGCCGAGACGAGUAAGGAGUUGCCCACAACCACCGAGUCUGGCCGCUACAGCGCGCUCUGCGAGAAGUUCAGAAGCGGAGUAGUGUCCUGGCCGGCAAUUAGCUGAGUGAGCAGCACACGAUCGCUAAAAACCACGUGAGGGCGUCAGCCUGCACAGUAAACACAAUUACGUGACGUCCUCAGAGACCUUUGUGGCUGUGGCAAGCUGUGACUGUCACUUCGACUAGUCACUUCGCGCUUUCGACCAGUUUCUUGACUUGCGUUCGCUCCAUCUCUCCUUCGCUCUCGUUGCUGUAUCAGUAUAAUCUUCCUUGUGUAUCAAUAACAUUGUUUGCGCCUUUUGAUCUCGACCUUGCUCUCCGGAUCCGGUUCAAUAACGAUCAUCAAGACUUCCAUUCGAUUUGCUUCCGAGAUGGCGGGAGAAUAUGCGAAGAAUAAGGCAAAGCGGUUCUUUGCCAAAUUGCUAGAGUCAGACGAGGAGAAGCAUAGCACACCCCCUCGACCACCUCCGAAGCCCGCAGGAUAUCAUUCUGGAUCUGGCUCGAAUGCAACGCCCACCCGACCGUCCAAUGACAACGUACUGAGCACCUCUUCGCCAUCCUAUGACUUCGUUCAAAGCUUUGACCGGCUCAGGCUGUCCGAACAACAUGCGUCUUCGUACUCGUACUCACCACCGCCCCCGCCAUCAUUUGUCGGCGGAUUCAAUCCCCAGAAUCUCAGUCCUGGACCACUGCCACGGCCGCCAGCAAUGCCGAUGCCGAUGCCGGCUACCUCGCUCACGAUGCAGUAUGCGCUCAAUCGGCCUCCACCUCAAGUCGCAGCCCCCAGUUUCCUGGACGCGUCAGUACAAGCAGCGUCUAGACCACAUUCUCUUCCACCGCCGUCGAACAAUGAGUCGCCAUUCGUCUCUCCCCAACCAUCUCCAGCUCUCAACGCCUCAACCUCUUCUGCCGGCCCUAGCCCAGCGCGCGCACCCAGGGGAAGCCCCGUCAACGACGGUCAAACUCCGCACCAGGGACCGAGACUUGCUCGGGCUUCACCAAAGCGGGGAAGAGGUGUACCCGAGAAGUGAAAUCUCGAGGACCUGCUUUCGCGUACCGCAUGACCGGGGAGGCGGAUACGGACAUCGACGGGAACCUAAGUAGCGAAGGUGUGGUGGAGAGGUAUUGCCAUCAGCAUAUCAAAGACUUCAUCGGUGCGACUGGGACUGCGUCGGGUUCUAUGCUAGGAAAUGGAUGGGCGAGGGCAGCCAAAGAGGGGACGAAGUUUGGGUCUCUUUUGCUGAUUUUAUUCCCUCGUAUCUUUCUCCGGAGACUCAGGUCGCCCUCCGUGUGGAAAUGGAGAAAGCUCGAUCUGCGAAAGACACUGAAGGAUACAUCUAUACGUUUGAAAUCCGAGAUCCCGACUCGCCCCAGAUCCGACUUAAGACCGGCCGGACCACUCAUCUUGCACGACGACUUGACCAGUGGAGCAAGCAAUGUUCAUCAAAGGAGCUAGUCCUUCGCGGAUGGUUCCCUGGAGGCGUGGAUCCUGAAACAGGGCUACCCGCGACGAGUCAUAUGAAAGGCCGUGUCGAUGCAGGUCAGAAGGGGCCGUCUUGCCAUAGGCUUGAACGCCUGAUUCAUCUCGAGCUGGCAGAUCUAGUCGCUGAAGGGCAAUAUCUCCGAUCAGAUUGGAAGAGCUUUCGGAGGGGACAGCCCCAAAUUAUCGAUGUCGAUGCUGACGAUGCGCUGGCAACGCCCAGUAAGAAGCCCGCAGCAGCGUCAAUGGGAUCAGGUCCGAAGUGCCCCGAUUGCGGGUCGCAGCACAAAGAGAUUUUUACUUUCACCCGGCUCAAGAAAGGGCCCUACAAGGGCAAAGAAUGGGAGCUGAUCGUGAAGCCGGUGGUAGAGAGAUGGGCCAAAUUUGUUGAAGAGCAUGUAGGCUAGGUAGUGCAAGUGAGUAUUAGCAGGCUUUUAAGCCUCAAAGUCAUGUGCUUGUCGCCGCUCUGCCCGGUCGCGAGGCAUAUUUGCUGAUCACCUUGGCGCCGUGAUCUUUGGUCAAGCGACUCAGGGGCCCCACAUCAGUGUCGUACUAUCCCAGGCAGGUAUCAUGGACAUAGGCGGUGGAAGGACCGACUCGGGUCCCGGUGUUACACGUCUUCGUUCGUUUCUUCCGCCACUGGAAUGGCUUCCCACAUUUCUCCUUCGAAUGCCUGGAAGGUAUUCCCUGCGCCAGGGCUUACACCACGCACGCCGCGAUCAGUCGCCUCCCGCAAAUUCCACCUGGGCGCGGAGAGCUCGGAUGAAGACGACUUCGAGGAUCACGAGGAGGAGCUUGUGCCCCUCCGACGCGACGAAUCGGACCAUUCGUCCGAUCUAGAGGACGGGUUUGGGAGUCCCGCAGCGCAACCUGCAGGGCCUGUGUCUGCGGAGGAUAAACGCGCGAUGGUUCUGCUUUGUGUAUUGUACCUCAUCCAGGGUAUUCCGCUUGGGCUCGCUUCGGGCUCGAUGCCUUUUAUUUUGCAGGAACGACUGUCCUACUCUCAGCUCGCCUGGUUCUCGCUGUCCAGCUAUCCCUAUUCUCUCAAACUGCUUUGGUCCCCCAUCGUCGACUCGGUCUUCAUCUCCUCGAUAGGGAGGCGUAAAUCCUGGGUCAUCCCGAUACAAAUCAUCAGCGCCAGCUUAAUGCUAUAUAUUUCGCUCGAAAUACAGCGUCUGAUGGAUGCGCCGGAGCACCAUGUGAUCCACUUGACCAAUGUAUUCACUGGGCUUGUUUUCUUCGCUGCUACACAAGAUAUUGCCCUCGAUGGAUGGGCCCUGACGCUGCUUUCGCCGGAGAACUUGUCCUAUGCAUCGACUUGUCAGACCAUCGGCAUGAACUCGGGCUAUUUCACUUCUUAUACAGUCUUUCUCGCUCUGAACAGCGAGCAAAUUGUCGCGAGGUUGGGAGUGCCGCGGCUCACGCUGGCCACCUAUCUCAAGUUCUGGUGUUUUGUAGUGUACGCGGUGAGCGUGUUACUGAUGUUCGUGAAAGAGCGAGAGGUCCAAAAGCAGGACGCUAGAUUGAAUAUCUGGGAUGUUUAUGAGCAGAUAUGGGCCUUGUGUAAAAUGGAGCACAUCCAAUCUUUGAUGAUACUAUUCCUCUUUGGCAAGAUAGGCUUUGCAGCCAACGACGCAGCGACCUCGCUGAAGAUGGUCGAAAAGGGGCUCCUGCGGGAAGAUCUGGCGAUUGCCGUCCUCCUGAACUUCCCAUUCCAGAUCAUCGCUGGAUGGUUCGUGGGCGCGUGGUGUCGAGGGGACUACCCGCUGCGCCCGUGGGUGUAUGCUUUUGGCCACGGAUCGUGUUUGCAUUCACAGCUUUGCUGUUUGUGUAUUACUUCCCCACGCCCCCGUUUACAGCGGGGUUGUUUACCUGCUGGUCGUUCACACGAUUUUGACCUCGCUGACAUCAACGGUGCAAUUCGUUGCCAGCAAUGCCUUUUUCACUCGCAUAUCGGACCCGCUGAUCGGCGGGACGUAUAUGACGAUGCUGAACACUGUUUCAAAUAUCGGCACCCAAUGGCCCAAGUGGUUUGUCCUCAAAAGCAUAGAUAUGUUCACGAUCAAAACGUGUCAGGCCUCAGAGCUUUCCGAUGCGACUGCAUCCGUAGCGCGAGCCGCUGCCAACUGCGUCGUAGAACGAGACGGUUACUACAUCGUCUCCACCAUUUGCAUGGCCUUUGGGAUUCUCUUUCUCAUUUUCUACACGAUUCCGACUGCAAGGCGGAUGGAAGCAUUGCCUUCGAGUGCGUGGCGGGUAUCUUGAGGUGUACAUACAAUCUCUAUCUAUGGGGGCAUAUCGGACCUUUCUGGAGCACAAUCAUGUAUUACUUGCAAUUUCAUUCUCGACACCAAGGAUAUCAUUAUAUAUCACGUGGCCAGAGAUGCCGGUGUCACCUAGAAUGGAGAGAUCUCUCAAACGCGCCAUUGGCACUGCUUCCCAAGUUCAUUCUUUCCGAACAAAAGGCGAGAGACGCGUGAAUAAAGGGAGAUCGAACGAGCACAAAGGCAGUUCUUGUGCCAAAUAGGGAAUGCACAGCCACCGUGUCAAAGAACAAAGAAACUCACCGAGAACAAUAACCUUAUGUCGUGCAUUGUCCGAAGGCGCGCUAUAAAGCGGCAGCGCAGCGAGCAUCAUGCCCAUAUUCAAUCACGAGCCCGCCCGUCUAUUCUCCCCUCUCCAUAAUACGCACGAUGUUUUCCACGAAACUGUCCAUCUUUGCUGCUCUCAUCUGCCUCCUUCCUACCUCUCGAGGUGCUGUCUUUGACGUCGUGGUCGGGGGUACAGGCGUUCUGGCGUUCACCCCAAACCAAAUUCAGGGAGCCAACGUCGGCGAUGUCAUUCAAUUCCACUUCAAGCAGAAGAACCACACUGUGACUCAAUCGAGCCUUGCUACACCGUGCUCUCCCCUUCCGAAUGGCUUUGACUCCCAAUUUGUACCCGUCGCCGCAAACGCGACCGAUUUCCCCAUUGCCCAGCUGGCCGUACGCGACACUAAGCCGAUAUGGGUGUACUGUAAACAGGUUGGACACUGCCAAGCCGGGAUGAUCUUCGCUGUGAACCCAGGGAACAACUUCUCCACAUUCCAGGCAAACGCCGCUGCCUCUGCCGCGAACGGUUCUGCUGCGAGUGUCUCUGCCCCUCCAGCAGUAUCCACCACGUCUGCCGCUGUUGCUGCUAUCACCUCUGUCGUCACUGUGACCGCGACCGUUACUGUCAAUGGCGGUCCCGUCACCACGACGUACGGAUCGUACCCAGGUUCCGCUGCGCCGACGUCCCCGAUUUCGACCGACCACAAAGUCAUCGUGGGCGGCACGGCUGGUCUUGUCUACUCUCCGUCCAAUAUCACUGCCCAGCCCGGCGAUACGGUCACAUUCGAGUUCCACGCGAAGAACCACACCGUCACGGCAUCCUCCUUCGCUGAUCCUUGCCGGGCACUCUCUUUGACCAGUACCACGGGCCAGCUCGGCUUCGAUUCGGGUUUCAUGCCUGUCGCCGCCGAUGCCACCAGCUUCCCGACCUUCACGAUCCAGAUCAACGACACCAAACCGAUCUGGGGAUACUGUCGACAGGCCGGCCACUGUGGACAGGGCAUGGUGUUCUCCAUUAACGCUGUCGAGACGGGCCCGAAUAACUUCGACGCUUUCAAAACCAAUGCAUUCACUCUCAAUGGAACCGCGACUUCUGCAUCCGCGUCCGCAUCCGGAUCUGGAUCUGCUGCCUCGGCGACUCCCUCCGCCAACAGUGCCCACACCGUUCGCGCCGGCGCGACAAUAGCACUGAUCGGGGCGGUUGUCGGCAUGCUUCUAUAACUUUUACUUUUAUCAUGACCUUUCACGCCUGGAUGCCUGUAACAUCGGCCACUGUAUCAUCUGCCCACAUUCAUUGUACAUGUCUGCAUUCGCAUUCCUUUGUAGCCCGUAGAUUGCUGUAGAUCCAAUAUCUAAUCUAAUUUUCGUCAUCAUCAUCAUCAUCAAUGUGGCUGCGUGACCACAUUCCAUUCACCCUCUGACCUUCAUCUUGCCUCGAUCAUGGAAGGUCUCCCGCAGAUCCCGAACCAGCAGGGCGACGAAGAAGCAGCGGCGAAGCGUGCUCAGGAGGAGCAGAUGCGCAGGGACAUGAUCUCCACGGUCCUCGACACGGCUGCCCGCGAACGAUGUGUGUCCUACCUGAAGAUGCGCCUCACCCACUUAGCCCUGAGCCACCGCACCCGCAGUGUCGCGUAUCGCACUCGUCAGUCCGGAACGAUCGAAGCAGAUUGAGACGAUUCUCCUGCGGAUGGUGCAGGGCGGUCAGAUUCGAGGGCGGGUAUGUGGCCACUGUGCAUCCUAGCUCUCUUCGCUAGCAGUCAUUUGAGCAUCGGUGCCGAGCAGGUUUCGGAAGAACAGCUCAUCGGCUUGCUAGAGCAGAUGGAGGAGGCCCAGAGUGGAAAGGCCCAGUCGAAGAAGUCUACGAUCGUGUUCCAACGGCGAAAAGAUCUCGACGAUGAUUGGGACUUUUAAGCAGCAGUUUGACCAACGCAAUGUACAGUAUUUGUGCUCGGAUAUUCUCAGCUGUGCUGCUGCUGCUGCUAAUCCGGACAACUCCGCGGUUGGGGCUCUCUCGCGUGCCAGAUAACCGCCAGGAACAACGGCGAUCAUAAACUCAACAGCCUUUCGGAGUCAAUAGGCAGUAAAAGCCUCAGCGCCGAACGCGCGUCAGGCGGUCGCAGGUUCAGCGGAACAGAACGGGCGACUUGCCACCGCGCUUUGUCGUACGAUGAGAAUGUACUUGAUUUGAGGAACGGCAAUAUCAUGGCCCUUGAGAUUUUGUCUCCCGCGUGGGAUGUCACAACUUGAAAGCUCGCAGACUGGAAGGAAUGCCGAGAAACCCAUCAAGAUCGUAGGGGCAUGGAAUCAAUCAAGGGACCAUAUGCCAGGGUGCAGCAUAUACGAGGCUAAGCCCAGCAGCAACCAUCGGAAGGUACACGUUGUCGUUGUGGUUGGAGAAGGCUCAACCGCAGACAGGGGGCGGGGAGUUUCAAGCAGCGAGCAGGACGCCAGCUUGAAUGUGGUAGUAAUAGACGUCAAAGGUUCUGAGAUCAAAGAUCCGGGGAGGUUAAAACAAUGCAUCAAGAACAUAAAGACUACCAUGUGCGGAAGAAGGCGGCUAGGCGGCUUGCUUCCCAGACACGAGUUUAGCAGAAACAGCCGUUCGGACGUGGACCGUAGUGGUCGUCGCAGUCAAGGGUGAACUUCUUGAAGGCACUUACCUAGGUCCGGCAGCCCUCCAAACACGACCAACGCCUUCUUAUUGAAAUAAUUCAUCUGUCAGGCGCCGCUUCAAUCCUUCUUUUGCCUCGGGUUCCGACCCAGCAAAACGACCAGCGGAUCGCUCGCUCACGCUCUUUUCACACGACGCUAUAAUCUCCGCUAUAAUCUCUAAUACCCCCCGCGCAUGCAUGUAGCAGGACGUGCUAUGGACGCCGCUGAACUCGCUCGAUGGACCCGCUUCGCUGCCAAGGGCGGCAUUGGGAGAUGCACGGCGACAGGAGAUUGUGUAGCUGAGGGUGCGGAGGAUCUCAUGUUUCUCAAGAACGACGAGAUCGUAGUUCUCAUGCAGUUGCCGGAAGAGAAUGUCUUUCUGGGCUAUUGUGAGGGCAUCGUUGGACGGUUCAACGGCGACCAUGUUCGUUUUCAUUCCAAGCUCAAGAAACCUGUCAUGACGAAACGAUCCUCGGUACCUGCGUCGGGAAAGGCGACGCCCACGCCAUCCAUCUCUGCCGCGCGCAGCCCGACCCCAUCAACUUCGUUCAGCCAUGGGUUCUCGCAUAGCACGGGUUCCAGUCCCAGGUCGCCAGCGUACACCUCUACUCCCCCCAGUCCGCAGUCGCAGCCACCAUUGAAGUAUCAACCGGAUACGGACAGGGCAUUCUCGGAAGAUGCCGUGCCUGCGAGCACCAGUUUCUCCUCGAUGGCUGUCUCGGCGUCCCAUUCGGAGUCGACGGCGACCUCCCUGUCCUCCUCCCUGUCCUCCAUCUCCUCCGCCGCCGUGCCCGACACCCCCGCCACGGUCUACUCGCCCACAUCCGAUCACGAGGAUCCUACGUACCCGAUGCCGUUAAAGUCGAUCGAUACAUCCGUUUCGGGUCUGUCGAUGGAAACGAACAUCAGCGCGCGGAGCAGCACGCAGGUGGUUUCCGUCGCUUCCAGUGUCGAUGACGGCGAGGGGGAAGACGAGAAGGAUGAUCUGCCUAGUGGAGGUCGCAACAGAAGGUCGGAGACCACGACCGUGGAAAUGUGGCCGGUUUCCUCGCCGUCGUCUGCGUUGUCAAGGAAACCGAUCAACAGCUCGCGACUGGCGUUGGCUAUCGGGCCACCCGAAGAAGGCGAGGGCGAGGAGGAAGAGGAGGAUCAUGCUAGGCCAGCGUCGAGCAGCAGCGACAGCGGUCAAGAGGUGGAUUAUGCGGGUCCGAACUGGACGCAUCUGGGUGGCACGCUCCCGCUGCAAGUGGUCAAGUUGAAUUCUGCAGGGUCCGUCCCGCCGUCGCCAUUCCAGCCGCUUUAUUCGCCACUUCCUCGAGCACCUGUGACCGAUGAACCGAUGCAUUUCGAAGAGUCGGACUCGGCGUCAGAAUACGGCAGCGAGGACCAAAAUGACGAGACCAGGCGGUUCUCGUCGCUUUCUGAGCCGGAGCCGGAGCCGGAGUUGGACGUGCAUGAGCACCGCGAAUCAAAACACGAACUCGAAGAAGCAGCGGACGAUGCACGCUCUGCACGAGGCUCGCGAUUGUACGCUGCAUCGGUUAAUGACGAGGAGGACUCGAGCCGGUUGUCUGUCGUUGCGCCGUCGCUUCAUGGGUCGGAGGAUGGCGAAGUUGGGAUCGGGCUUUCGUUGCUGCAGGGGCUUGUUGACGACGACAUGGGCGACGACUCGUCUGAUGAGGACGACGAAAAACGGGCAUCUUUCGCCCCCACGAAGAGCAACACUGGUUCGCCGUCGCGCCGGCAGAGUGACAUGUCGAACGCCAGUCGGACCGUCCCGCGGACUUCAGAGGACUGGGAUGGGGGCUCAAUCUAUGACGACUACUACCGGUUCUCGAGGUUCUCUACCAACCCAAGGUCGUCGACGUCGACCUUUGCCUCGGGCAAGAUGUCGCGGAGAUUCUCGCAGAGUUCCCACCGGGCCCCUUCGAAUCUGAAUCACACCAUCGUCCCACCUGUUCCGCAGCCCGAGAUCACGACACAGACACGAGAAUCGGAGGCGGAACAUGACCAAGCCCCGAGCGUCGCGGAAGUCAUCGAUGCUGUAUCGGACUCUGACGCAUCUGUGUACACCCAGGAAUCCCGCUCGUCGUCACCCCAGCAGUCCAAUUCGGCCGAAGACACGUUACUCGGACAUGCAUCGGCCGACGACCGGGUUUUGAGGAUACCAGCACAACUAGAACUUAACAAGGGGGAACCGUCGCCGCUGCUGCACACACGGUGGGGGAGUCCGGUCAGCUCGGAGUCGCCGCCGACGUCCUCUGCACCUGGGCAGUCGUCGUUCUUCGUCUCUUCCCCGUCUGGAAGUGCCGCCAGCCCGAUCGGACGGGCACUGGAGCUAGAGCCAGCCAGCCCGACUCAGCUGCGGAAGAGCCCAGAAGACGAACUCGCGAACGAUCCUGUUGUUGAAGACGAUGUUGACAAUGACGAGGACGUGACAGUGAGUAAGCCGGAUGCGCCUGCUCCGCUGGUCAUCGAGGAUGCUCUCUCGCCGCCCUCUCAAGCGAAUUCGUCCAUGUGGAUCAAUAGCCCACUCUCUCCGCUGCCGGCUUCGUCGCCCGAGGCUAUAUCGUCCCCCGAGACAUCGACUCCGCCUGCUAGCCAAGUUCCGUCGCCUCAGUCGCACCAUCGACCACGACCAUCGCUGUCUGAGCUUCGAGGAUACGACGCUGCUGCCCCUGGCCCGCGGACGAGUCUGUUCCUGCCCCAUCCGAAUGCGCCGAAAGCUCCUCCCACAGCAACCGGCGCACCGGAAGGCCCGAUGUACAUUCGGACCCCGCCGUUACCGCAGCAGCAGCCACCGCCGGCGGGCGAAAACGUGAACAAUGUGAUCCGGAUGUCCAUCGGGCGGUCGACUGUGACGAGGAUUAUGCCUACGAUAUACGGUAGGACGGAUAUCGAUUUGUCGAGUUCCACGGGGCCCGUCAGGAUUGUGUUUACCAUCGAUCCACCGCCGCCUUUGCCGAGCCAGUUGCCAUUCCGGAAUGGGGUGGUCCCGCCCUCGGUCUCUGCUCCUCCGCAAGUCAGAGCGCCUCCGCACAGUCGGCCGCAGCCCAUCAAAGCGGCAUCCUCGCCACCUCUGACAUCACCGAACGUGCCGCCGUCGAGCUUACCGCUGCUCGCUGUGGACAAACCGGCUGUACUAUCGAGACCCAACUUCACACCGCGAGCAGGCACGGCUCGACCGAGGUCAAGGAGUUUCAGUGGAUUUGAUUCCAGUUCUGCUCCUCCUCCUGGACUUCCGGAAGUAGAGAAGGGACCUCACAAAACCUCGCUUUCGAUAUCUAGCGCGCCCUCGUCUGGUGCAUCCGCUCAGCCAGCGCCUUCGCCUUCACUCGGCAAACACGGGUCGCGCAGCUCGCUGCGUUCAUCGCAUGCUCCGUCGCCGCUGUCUCUUCCGCACAACAACACGCUGUUUGGAGGGAUGCGUCCACCGGGAAGCCCACUGAGUGGCUCGCCUCUUGCGCAGAAGCCGCCUCCACCGCCGCCGCCGCCCUCCUCUGUUCCUAAAUCAGCAGCCAGUGUUGUGGUCGAGCCCAACAACGACCGGCCGUCGCUGGACCAGACUGAGCAAGGGACGAUGUCACCUGGGCUAGGCCGGGACUCGCUGCGGAACAAGCUGUCGCUGCCGAAUCUGCGGCGGAACCCGACUCGGCAGAACAGCAGCGACUCUCGAUCGGAGCUCGACACGAUGCAGGUCCAGGACAUGGACUUUGAGCUGAUCCGCCCCAACCUGGCGCAGUUGCAGUUGGGCUCCGGGCGGAGCAGCGAGGAUUCGUCGCUAGGCCGGGAUGCAGGGCCGAGUUUCGAUGGGCGGACUUCUGCACUCAGCGAGGCCUACCGGCGGACAGACAGCCCGGCGAUGUCGUUCUCGUCGUCGUCACAGACCGCGUCGACGGAGGCCUCGGUUGACGCCCACCGCCAGCGGGAGCUCAAGUGGGUCGCUCUGAUGGGCACGGUGCUCCCCGCGCAGGCCAAAAAGAGCAAGAAGAUCAAGAAACUGCUCACGGAGGGGGCCGUGCCGUCUUCUGUCCGGUUCCUGGUCUGGUCGCACCUGACCGACGGAAAGGGCAAGGCGAUCCCGGGUGUCUAUGCCCAGUUGGGAAAGCGUGCCCGCCCUGCUGCGCUGGCUGGGGUCGAGCGCGAUGUAGCGCGGUGUUCGAUCGAGCACCCGCAAGUCCAGGCGCACCAGCUCGCUGUCGUCUCGUUGCUCCAGGCAUAUCUGACCAUGGAGGAUGCGUUCUGGAUAUUUGUGUCGAUCAUGGACUCGUACAUCCGACCGUACUUCUCCGUCAACACGACUCAGCUCGAGGUCGACGCGUCCUUGUUGGCCAAGACACUCGAGGCCAACGAUCCUCAGGUGGCAAAGAAGUUGCUGGUAGACAUGGGUGUCAAUCCCGUCGACUUGUGUCGUCCGUGGUUCACAACGCUAUUUGUUGACAUCCUGCCUCUUGAAUACCUCAACCGUGUCUGGGACCUGUUCCUGUUUGAGGGCAUUCCUUUCCUUUUCCGGGUCUGUCUCGCGUUGUUCCAAUGCACGCGCCGGCGGCUGCUCGAGUCGAUCAACCAGGAUGCGCUCAUGAACAUCCUCCGCAAUCCCAUUCCCCCAACCUGGCUGCCGGCAAAUCCUGACGCCUUCAUCUCCCUGACGCUGUCUGUCAAGCUCAAAGACGACGAUAUCCGCAAGCAGCGUGUCAAGCUCGAAGCCCUGGUCAAGCGUCAGACUCAGCAGGCCCCGCGGUCCUCAGGGUCGAGGUCGGUUUCGGGCCCCUCCCGGAUAUAGUGGUUUCGUUAUUUAGAUAUAUAUCGUCGUACUUGCAUUUCACUCUGCUCGCAUUCACGCCUCGUCCCUUGUAGUAUUACCAUUCAAGUAUAUGAUUAGAGCUCUCAUCC
Messenger RNA from Mycena citricolor, 15232 nucleotides. The record is from the annotation of a GenBank genome assembly. Lineage: Eukaryota; Fungi; Basidiomycota; Agaricomycetes; Agaricales; Mycenaceae.